Messenger RNA from Budorcas taxicolor (takin), 2118 nucleotides. It is a transcript of the gene MAMDC2, whose product is annotated as MAM domain containing 2. The record is from RefSeq and is a predicted model, not a curated record. The transcript is spliced from 14 exons. Bases 1 to 2061 code for a protein of 686 amino acids. Gene Ontology annotation, cellular component: membrane. NCBI's taxonomy places the organism in Eukaryota, Metazoa, Chordata, Mammalia, Artiodactyla, Bovidae.
AUGCUGUUCAGGAGCGUCCUCCUGGCAGUGCAAGCACUGCAGCUUGCCAGUACCCUGGACCUGCCCGCGGGGUCCUGCACCUUCGAGGAGAACACCUGCGGCUUUGACUCGGUGUUCGAGUUCCUGCCGUGGAUUUUAAAUGAGGAAGGCCAUUAUAUUUAUGUGGACACCUCCUUUGCCAAACAAGGGGAGAAAGCCGUGUUGCUGAGUCCUGAUCUGCAGGCUGAAGAAUGGAGCUGCCUCCGAUUGGUCUACCAGAUAGCCACAUCUUCAGGGUCUCUAUCAGAUCCCAGCCGGCUGAACCUCUACAUGAGAUUUGAAGAUGAAAGCUUUGAUCGUUUGCUUUGGUCAGCCAAGAACCCUUCAGACAGCUGGCUCAUAGCCAGCUUGGAUUUGCAAAAUACUUCCAAAAAAUUCAAGAUUUUAAUAGAAGGUGUGCUAGGACAUGGAAAUACAUCCAGCAUCGCACUCUUCGAAAUCAAGAUGACAACUGGCUACUGUAUUGAAUGUGACUUUGAAGAAAACCAUCUCUGUGGCUUUGUGAACCACUGGAACCCCAACGUGAACUGGUUUGUUGGAGGAGGAAAUAUGAGGAACUCCCAGUCUGCUCUCCCGCAGGAUCACACCUUAAAGAGUGAACUGGGCCAUUACAUGUACGUGGACUCUGUCUACAUCAAGCACUUCCAGGAGGUGGCCCAGCUCAUCUCCCCGAUGACCACGGCCCCCAUGUCUGGCUGCCUGUCAUUUUAUUACCAACUCCAGCAGAGGAAUGGCAACAUCUUCUCUGUGUACACGAGGGAUGCAGCUGGCCUCUAUGAGGAGAUCUGGAAAGUGGGCGACCCAGGGAAUGCUGUCUGGAACCUUGCUGAGGUGGAGUUCAGUGCCCCAUACCCCAAGGAGGUUAUUUUUGAAGUUGCCUUCAAUGGUCCUAAAGGAGGGUAUGUGGCCCUGGAUGAUAUUUCUUUCUCUCCUGUUCACUGCCAAAAUCAGACAGAGCGUCCUUUUAGUGCCCUAGAAGCAAGCUGCAAUUUUGAGGAAGACCUCUGCAACUUUUACCAAGACAAAGAAGGUUCAGGCUGGACCCGAGUGAAAGUAAAACCAAACAUGUAUCGGGCAGGAGACCACACUUCAGGCCUAGGGUAUUUCUUGCUGGCCAACACAAAGCUUACAUCACAGCCUGGCUACAUUGGAAGGCUCUACGGUCCCUCCCUGCGAGGAAACCUGCAGUAUUGUUUGCGUUUUUAUUAUGCCAUCUCUGGAUUUUUAAAAAUGAGUGACACCCUAGCAGUUUAUAUCUUUGAAGAGAACCAUGUGGUUCAAGACAAGAUCUGGUCUGUGCUGGAGUCCCCAAGGGGCGUUUGGAUGCAAGCUGAAAUCACCUUUAGGAAGCCCAUGCCCACCAAGGUGGUUUUCAUGAGCCUAUGCAAAAGUUUAUGGGACUGUGGUCUAGUAGCCUUGGAUGACAUUACAAUAGAAUUGGGAAGCUGCUGGUCUCCAGAGAAGCUCCUACCUCCACCAGGAGAGUGUACUUUCGAACAAGAUGAAUGUGUAUUUACUCAGGAGAGAAGAAACCGGAGCAGUUGGCAGAGGAGGAGGGGAGAAACUCCCACCUCCUACACUGGACCAAAGGGAGAUCACACUACUGGGGUAGGCUACUACAUGUACAUCGAGGCUUCCCACUUGGUAUAUGGACAAAAAGCAAGACUCUUGUCCAGGCCUCUACGAGGAGUCACUGGGAAACACUGCUUGACCUUUUUCUACCACAUGUAUGGAGCAGGGACUGGCCUCCUGAAUGUUUAUUUGAAAAAGGAAGGCGACAGUGAAGAGUCUCUCUUGUGGAGAAGAAGAGGUGAACAGAGCAUCUCCUGGCUGCGGGCGCUGAUUGAAUAUAGCUGUGAGAGGCAGCACCAGAUAAUUUUUGAAGCCAUUCGGGGAGUGUCAGUAAGAAGUGAUAUUGCCAUUGAUGAUAUUAAAUUUCAAGCAGGAUCCUGUGCAGAAAUGGAAGAUAAAAGUCAGCAAUCAUCAGGAUAUUCUGAGGACUUAAAUGAAAUUGAGUAUUAAGCAAUGAUCUGAAUUGGAUUAACUAAACAAAAGCCAUACCUCUCUUCAAUCAACAUG